This is a messenger RNA of Aureobasidium vineae, 1476 nucleotides long. NCBI's taxonomy places the organism in Eukaryota, Fungi, Ascomycota, Dothideomycetes, Dothideales, Saccotheciaceae. The record is from the annotation of a GenBank genome assembly.
AUGGCCGAACAGAAAGAGAGUACUGUCUACGCCAGCUCCAAGUCAUCCUCCGACAUUGAUAGAGCCACGAUGGUACAAUCCAACCCGGAUGUCGAAAAGCAAGCUGCACAACAAUCGACCAACGAUACAACGGACCCAAACAUUGUAUCUUGGGAUGGCGAGGAUGAUCCUCAGAACCCGAUGAACUGGACCUCUAAGGCCAAGAUUAUUAACUGCGGUGCUAUCAUCUUCCUUACUCUGUUGACACCAUUGGCCUCAUCUAUGUUCGCCCCUGGUGUCCCGGCCGUCCUCGCCGAAUUCAAGGAGAGAUCCAUCACACUGGCUGCCUUCGUCGUCUCAGUGUACUUGCUUGGAUUUGCCGUUGGUCCGCUGCUCAUCUCCCCGUUGAGCGAGAUAUACGGAAGACGUCCGCUUUAUAUUGGGUGCAAUGUGGGCUUCAUUGUCUUUACCGUGGCGUGUGCGGUCGCGUCUUCGAUGCCCCAGCUCAUCGUUUUCCGGUUCCUGGCUGGCUGCUUUGGAGUCUGUCCUGUGACGCUUGGUGGUGCUUCAAUUGCGGAUAUGAUUCCUCAAGAAAAGAGAGGUGCUGCUAUGGCUUUGUAUGCGAUGGGGAUGGCGAUGGNNGUCUUCUGGCUCAUCACCAUUGCGUACGGUGUCGCCACCAUCAUCCACUUUUUCGUCUGCAAAGAAACCUUUGCGCCGGUUCUCCUUCAAUCAAAGACCACAAAGCUGCAAAAGGAAACAAACAAUACUGAGCUUCGCUCAAAGCUGGACAGUGGUCUCUCGGGCCGUGAACGCAUGUCUCGCGCCCUCGUCCGACCUUUCAAGCUACUCUUCCUCUCGCCCAUUGUUGCGUUGAUGUCCUUUUAUGUCGCGGUAANNGUGGUCUACGGUAUCCUCUACCUCCUCUUUACAACCUUCACCUUUGUCUUUGAAGAACACUACCAUUUUUCCUCCUCCAACGUCGGACUAUCCUACAUUGCUUCCGGCGUCGGCAUGUUUGUUGGCCUUAUCCUGACUGGCGCUUCUUCCGACCGUAUCCUCAAGAAACUAACUGCCGCCAAUAAUGGCGUUUCCAAGCCUGAAUUCAGACUUCCCCCUCUUAUUGUGUUGGGGGUGUUUAUGCCCAUUGGUUUGUUUAUCUAUGGCUGGACUGCGCAGAAUCAUGUCCAAUGGGCUGUUCCUAUGUUGGGCACGCUGUUCUUUGGUGUUGGUUUGAUCAGCUGUCUUAUUUGUAUUCAGACUUACUUGGUGGAUACGUUUACUUUGCAUGCGGCGAGUGCAAUGGCUGCCAACACUUUACUGCGCUCGAUAUUGGGAGGUCUGUUGCCGCUGGCAGGGCUGGAUAUGUAUGAUGCUCUGGGCUUGGGUUGGGGCAACUCGCUGAUUGGAUUUGUGGCUUUGGCUAUGUUGCCUAUUCCUGUGGCCUUUUACUUUUAUGGCGAGAGGAUUAGGCAGAGGUUUCCUGUUAAGCUUUAG